This is a messenger RNA of Acaulospora colombiana, 2283 nucleotides long. The record is from the annotation of a GenBank genome assembly. Lineage: Eukaryota; Fungi; Glomeromycota; Glomeromycetes; Diversisporales; Acaulosporaceae.
AUGGCAUCAGAGUCUGCAAAUAAAAAAGUAACUCCAGAUACCGAACCAAAAUCAGGAAAACCCAUUAAAGACGUGACAGAGAACGCUAUUGAGGAGGUGGAUGAACCGCAUUUUACACUAGCAAUUAAGAUACCGCAUUAUCCGGGGCCAACUUAUGUCUUUGCAAAUGCGAGUGAACUCGUACAAGAGGUUAAACAAUGGCUCACCGACUCACCUGAAACCUGUAUAUAUACCUGCUUCUCCCUUUAUUUGAACGGCAGGCGACUAGAUGACUAUAAAGAACUCCAGGAAGAAAACAUCACUCAAGAUUGCGACUUGGAACUUAUCGAAGAUCCCUAUACCGAACGUGAAGCUCGCAUUCAUGUCAUCCAUGUCCGUGAUUUACUUGUCGGACCAUUUAAACAGAAUCCAUCAGCAGUUGGCAUAGAUCCAGGAUUGUCCUUCUUUACAGCGAUCAGUGGAACUUUGGAAAAGGCCACCAAUGGAAAAUCGAAGGAAAAUAGUAAAUCAUUGAAAGACGACGAAGAGCAACCGAAUUCACCACAAACACCUUUUACUGAUUAUGAUUUUACGACUCCAUCACUUUCAAAAUUCAUACCGGAAAAUUUUGGGCAGUGUAAAAUUAAAUGUCUUGAAACUCUGUAUCUUUCUGGAUGGAAUCCCGUACCGUUUGAACGUCGCCGACGAGGAGAUCUGUUAUAUUUAACUGUGAUAACAAUUGAGGGUGAAACCUUACAUAUCACAGCGGGAGCAAAUGGAUUCUUUGUGAACAAAUCGACUUUGAAAAAUUUUGACCCUAAUCCUCGGUCCGAGCUUCAAAUAUACCAUGCACAUUCACUCAUAACCCUUUUGCAAGGACUUUCACCUGCAUUUCGUGCCAACUUUAAAGCACUACAAGACUUCACCGGGUCGCACCACCCUUUUGAGACCAUUCCUGUUAACACUUGUUUCCCCGCCUACCCGUGGGCUGUCAGACAGGCAAAGCAUACCUACGAUAUGGGACGAUUAUCUGAUAUAUAUUUGAAUUAUGGUACUGAUGCGGUCGAUUCUCUUCGUGAUUGGAAUGAUGAAUUUCAAUCUCAAAGAGAAUAUCCCAAAACUGAAUUGAAAGAUCGAGUGUUACGAGAAAGACUUGUCAACAAAAUCCAAGCCGAUUUUACUGAAAGCGCAGUGAGGGGAGCUAUUGCGGUAGUUAACGGCAAUGUUGUUCCAUUCAACCCUCGUGACCCAGAGGAAGAGCACAUGUACGUAUAUAACAAUAUAUUCUUCAGCAAAGCGUUUGACACAAGAGGGACAUUUGCAAAGCUUGGUGGUAAUUAUGCUGCACAUGUGGCCACCGGAAAGGAUUUAGAGGGAAUACGAACUGUGAACUUGGUGGACGUUGAGGGGUUAUAUACUUUAGGUUGUGUUGUUGUAGAUUACAAGGGUGUCAGAAUAGUCGCGCAAACUAUCGUACCAGGAAUAUUUCGACGCCAAGAUGAUUCUUCUAUUGUUUAUGGAUAUUUUGACAAUGGCCGCGAUGAACCAAAAUUAUGUUCUAAUCCAGAAUUUCACGAGAUCGUUGGAAAAGCCGCGAAAGCCCUCCAUCUAUCGGAACACACCGUUUGUGAUGCGAAGGGGACAUCCGUCAAAUUAUAUACCUCUCUAGAAACAAAGGGUUUAAUGGGGGACGAUGGUCGUCGGUACUUGUUCGAUUUAUACCGUUUUAGUCCGGUCGAUAUCGAAUUUUUAGAACAAGAAUGCGAGGUCAAGGAAGGUAGUGAUAUGCCUAUUUACCCGCACAAGCUGACGUUACUCCGACCUGAACUGAUCGAAUCGUGUUGGGACAGUAAAUUCAGAAGUUGGCUUCAGGAAAAAGCUAGCAAGAAACAAGAGGAUGAGAGCGCUUCUCAAGAAACAGUGAUUACAAAUAUUGAGGAGUUCAACUUUGCAUUCAAUCCUGAUGCUUUCACAAAUUAUAAAACACCACAGGGAGAAGAAUAUGACAAGAUCAGGGCUGAUGAUGAAGAAAAUGUUCGAUUUGCAUCGAAAUAUUUAAGGGAAACUGUCAUUAGGAUGCUGAUACUAGAAUUCACAACACUUGCUGUAUCCCCCGUUGAUGGUACCUCCCUCACAACAACUAUGCAUCGUCGAGGAAUCAACAUGCGAUAUUUGGGUAUGAUUGCAAGCAUAAUAGACGAAUCACAGGAUCACAAAUUGGAUCACGUAAAGGUGGGCGCACAAAUGAUAAUUGUUUAUUUAUGGAGAUCUUAUUUUGACAGGUUACACACGAUUAAUGCUUGA